GCCAGCUGUCCGGACUCAGACCAGCGGAGCGUCAGACCAGUGGAGAGUCAGACCAGUGGAGCGUCAGACCAGUGGUCGGACCAGUGGAGCAUCUGGGUUCCUCAAGAAACGAGCUUCUCCUGGACAGUCAUGUCUUCCCCCACGGGUGUGUCUGAGGACCAGCUCCAGUGUCCAAUCUGUCUCCAGGUCUUCACUGAGCCCGUUUCCACGCCAUGUGGUCAUAACUUCUGCAAGGCCUGCAUCAACCGCUUCUGGACCGACCAGACGGCGCCGCGCUGCCCGUGCUGCCGGCAGCCCUGCAGACCCUCGGAGAUCAGGGUGAACACCGGCCUGCGGGACAUCGUGGAGCGCUUCAUCAACACACGAGAGGAGGAGGGCUCCGUCGCCCGGCCGGGGCAGGUGCCUUGCGACGUCUGCCCUGGCUCCAAGCUCAGGGCCCUGAAGACCUGCAUGGUGUGUCUGGUGUCCUACUGCCGCCGCCACCUGGAGCCGCACCGCAGGGUGCCCGGCCUCAUGAGGCACCAGCUGGAGGAGCCGCUGCAGAACCUGGCCGGCCGCGUGUGCCAGAAGCACAACAAGGUGCUGGAGGUGUUCUGCAGGGAGGAGCAGGUGUGCGUGUGCGUCCUGUGUAUGAAGGAGGAACACCUGACCCACCAGACCGUCUCCCUGAUGGAGGAGGCCCGAGAGAGGAUGCCUGGUAUAGGAGUCAGGGCGAUGAAGAUAAAGGAGCAGGUGAAACAUAAAGCCUCUGAGAUUCAAGACGCAAAGAAGUGUGUUGAGGACAGGAGGAGGGAGGUGGAGCUGGACACGCAGGAGAGUGUGGCGGCUUUUAAAGGUCUUGCUACGUAUGCUCAGGCCCACAUGGAGCAGAUGCUCGGAGUGAUGAAGGAGAGGCAGAAGUCAGAGGAGGCGAAGGCUACACAUCAUCUCAGAAAGCUCCACUUGGAGCUAGCAGAGAUCCACCAGAAAAGCAAGGAGAUGGAGGAGCUCUGCCAGACCAAGGAUCCCCUCCUCCUCCUCGACGGCUCCUCCGGGCCCCUCCCCGCCCCCCCGGCCCCCCUAGCUCCCGGGGGCCCCACCGGGGGCGCCGUCCGGCAGCAGCCGCUGUGGGCAGCGGAGGUGAAGGCGUUGGUGCAGAGGAUGGAGGAGACUCUGACCAGGGAGAUGCAGAGGGUCCUGGCUGGGGAGGAGGACGAGCUGAAGGCCCAGCAGCGCCACUGGGUGGAGGUGGACCUGGACGCUGACACCGCCCACCCCGGCUUGGUACUCUCCCAAGAUAAGAAAAGAGUGAAGGACGGAGGGCCGCUGACACAAGACCCUCUCCCCAAAAACCCCAAGAGAUUUGACUCCCACCACUGGGUUCUGGCCAAGAAGGGCUUCUCAUCGGGGCGUUUCUACUUCCAGGUGGAAGUGAGGCGUCAGACGGGGUGGGAGGUGGGGGUGGUCAGAGAGUCCAUCCAGAGGAAGGGUCCCUGUAUGAACCUCGGGCCCGAGCAGGGCGUCUGGACCCUGGGUCUCUACGAUGGGCAGUACCAGGUCAACACCGGCCACCCCGCGCCCUCCCACCUUCUGGGGUACUGGCCCCAGGAGGUGGGGGUGUCUGUGGACUACGAAGGGGGCUGCGUCUCCUUCUACGACGUGGACUCCAGGACCCUGAUGUACUGCUUCAGCGGCUGCUGCUUCAAUGCCUCACGGUUCAGCAAGCUCCCCUACUACUACUACAACAGAACCAACAUCCUCCCCUUCUUCUGGCCCAGUGACAGACCUGCCGAUGGGCCUCUGAUCAUCAGUCCCGUCCACCAGCGCUGAGGUUCAGGUGUGUGAGAUGCACAGGGUAGAGGGGACCGUCAACCCCCUGCCCAGCGGGUCCCAUCCCCACGGUGUGGGUCGUACAGGACUUCUCCUCCAGUGCUGUGUUCCAAUAUCCAUACUUCCAUGACACUUAAGCGUAGUACACUUUCCGCACUCACUAAGUGCGCUAAUCUUCAGAUGUCAGUGUUGUUCCAAAUUGAAUACUCCGUGGUUCACUAACCGGAAAUUACGAUCACGACUGCCGCCGCUGCUCUUCCCCCGCAAUAAACAUCCCGCUUUGAACGGUGAACUCUUUCCGCCUAGCAGCUAUAAAAAGCUAUAAAAGCUAUAAAAACUACAAAAUGACUGUAUUAAUGCAGGCUAUGUGGAAAAUGCGCCGACUUUGGCUCAGCCUGGCUCCGCCCUCUUCCACUACCUAGCUAAGAUGGCUGCCGUUGAGUACGAAAAGUGUACAUCGAUCCACACUGCGCGAUUUGACCGUUUUGACUACACCAUCAGGGUCCUUCAGUACACUUAUUUUCGCCCGAUCUGAAUUGGAACGCCCUUCGUACUCAAACGUAGGCUAGUAAGUAUGGAUAGUAUGGAUACUGGAACACAGCACAGGGCAUCAGGGGCUGCUGGCUGUUGGGGCGUUAGGGAUCCCAGAUCAACACAACCUUUACCUCUCACACCUUUAAAGGUGGGGGGGUUUGGUUCAUACUCAAACAAACACAGAAACAUGCCAAAUCAUCAAGUCAAUGAGAAGAAAUUAGAAAUUGUGCUGCUCUCUUUAAGGCAUGUCUUUCAAAGUUUGUUUUAUGAGUCUACUUGAAUGUGCUGUCGCCAUGUGGACACAUUUGGUAAUGCAGGCGAAUGAUAUUGAUGAUUCUUUAUAAUGGUUCAGUUGGUCUUGGUUCAUGCAGCUGAGCAUAUGGUACCGGGAAGUAGCGGGAAUUGUUUGUGCCUUGACACUAUUAGUCUGUUAGUACCUGUACUGAUUGUUUGAACUGCUAUAGUUAAUUAUUCUGUAUUGGCUAAUUCCUGCAAUGGUCCAGCUAUGUAAAAUAGAUUUUUCUAUAUAUUUCUGUAUUGUGUUGCAGUUUUACAAAAUUAAUGUUCAAAUCCCAUGAAGAUUUCA
Messenger RNA from Gadus chalcogrammus (walleye pollock), 2929 nucleotides. Its product is annotated as E3 ubiquitin-protein ligase TRIM7-like. Gene Ontology annotation, molecular function: protein binding; zinc ion binding. NCBI's taxonomy places the organism in Eukaryota, Metazoa, Chordata, Actinopteri, Gadiformes, Gadidae. The record is from RefSeq and is a predicted model, not a curated record. The coding region runs from base 130 to 1809 and encodes 559 amino acids. The transcript has 2 exons.